Zingiber officinale is the source of this 1731-nucleotide messenger RNA. RefSeq lists its product as uncharacterized. The transcript has 3 exons. The annotation marks the transcript as partial. NCBI's taxonomy places the organism in Eukaryota, Viridiplantae, Streptophyta, Magnoliopsida, Zingiberales, Zingiberaceae. Gene Ontology annotation, molecular function: protein dimerization activity. The record is from RefSeq and is a predicted model, not a curated record.
GCACAAUGGAAAAAUAUAAAUACAAAUUUAAUAGAUUUAUUAGUUGAAAAGGGUCCAAUUAGAGAAAUCAAUAUUUCUUUUCCAAAUGAUGAAAAUUCUAGACAUUUUUCUAUGAUUCAUUACAUUCGAAAAUUACCAAAUGGAGAAAAACAUGAUAGAAAAUGGUUAAUAUAUUCAAAAGAAUUAGAUAAAGUAUUUUGUUUUUGUUGUAAAUUAUUUAGUCAAAAAUCAAUUACAAUUCAAUUAGCAAACGAAGGGUGUCGUGAUUGGAAAAAUCUUAGUGCCAAGCUUAAAAGUCAUGAAACAAGCAGUGAACAUAUUAUAAAUAUGAAUAUUUGGUUUGAUAUUGAAAUGAGAUUGCUUAAAAAUAAAACCAUUGAUCAAAAUUUACAAGAAAAAAUAAAUAAGGAAAAAGAACAUUGGAAAAAUGUAUUAAUAAGAAUUAUUGCUAUAGUUAAAAAUCUUGCAAAAAAUAAUUUGGCAUUCCGUGGCACAAAUGAGAAAAUUUAUCAAGAUAACAAUGGAAAUUUUUUAGGUUUAAUUGAAAUGAUAGCAGAAUUUGAUCCUAUAAUACAAGAACACCUUAAACGUAUUCAAAAUGGUAAAAUUCAUAAUCAUUAUCUUGGUCAUAAUAUACAAAAUGAGUUAAUAAAUAUAUUAGGAAAAGAAGUAAAUAAUAUUAUAAUUAAAAAAAUAAAAGAAGCAAAAUACUUUUCAGUUAUACUUGAUUGUACUCCUGAUGUAAGUCAUCAAGAACAAAUGUCUCUUAUAUUAAGAUGUGUAGAUAUUUCAACAAGUCCAAUCAAAAUAGAAGAAUAUUUUAUAGAAUUUUUAAAAGUAGAUGAUACAUCAGGAAAAGGUCUUUUUGAUACACUUAUUAAUAUACUAAAAAAAAUUGAACUGGAUGUGAAUGACAUAAGAGGACAAGGAUAUGAUAAUGGAGCUAAUAUGAAAGACCAUGUUUCUAAUUUAACUCUUAAACCAUUAUCACAAACACGUUGGGAAAGUCAUCUUGAAAGCGUUAAAGCAAUAAGAUAUCAAGCUCCACAGAUAAAAGAAGCUUUAUAUAAACUUGCAGAAAUUAGUGAUGAUCCUAAAACAAAAAAGAUUGCAAAUGAAAUGAAUAUAGAGCCAAAAUUUCGUGAAAAACGUGUAAUUAGAAGAAAUAAACGAUUUGAUGAGAAUAAAAUUAAUGAAGUGAAGCUUUCACCUGAAGAAUCUUUUAAAAUUAAUUACUUUAAUUAUAUUAUUGACCAUGCCAUUUCUUCACUUCAAAGUAGAUUUGAACAAUUUAAAAUAUAUGAAGAUAAUUUUAAUUUUUUAUAUGAUGUAGAAAAGUUAAAAUUGCUUGAUGAUGAGUUUUUAAAAAUAAAAUGUUUAAAUCUUGAAAACUUUUUAACACAUGACAUGUUAUCCGAUAUUGAUGGUUUAGAUUUAUUUUUAGAAUUAAAAGUUUUAAGAGAAAUAAUAAAUCCAGAAUUAAAAACCGCACUUGAGGUAUUGAACCUUAUAAAAAAAUUAAAUUCUUUUCCUAAUGCAUGGAUAGCUUAUAGAAUAUUAUUAACUAUACCUGUUAGUGUAGCUUCAGCAGAAAGAAGUUUUUCAAAAUUAAAAUUAAUAAAGUCUUAUUUACGUUCAACAAUGUCUCAAGAAAGAUUAAAUAAUCUAGCAAUUUUAUCAAUUGAAAAAAAAAUAUUAUCAAAACUCGAAUAUAAAAAUUUAAUUAAUAAU